Cordyceps fumosorosea ARSEF 2679 is the source of this 1398-nucleotide messenger RNA. RefSeq lists its product as hypothetical. Lineage: Eukaryota; Fungi; Ascomycota; Sordariomycetes; Hypocreales; Cordycipitaceae. The coding region runs from base 1 to 1398 and encodes 465 amino acids. Gene Ontology annotation, molecular function: triacylglycerol lipase activity. The transcript has a single exon. The record is from RefSeq and is a predicted model, not a curated record. Gene Ontology annotation, biological process: lipid catabolic process.
AUGUACGUCAAGACACUCAUCCAACUGGUUACCGCCGCCGCUGGGAUUGGCCCGGACAAGGCCGCCAACUUCACCCCCGGGGCCGCCACCAACCAGGCGGCCAACUUCAUCCUCCCCGGCAUCACCUACUCGGCAUACGGAUGCGGCGACGAGUGCCAAUCAGCCGUCAGCCAGGCGCUGCCGUCCGACAUGCUCUCCGUCGGGCUCGACUUUGACCACGCCUUCUACGCCACCGCGCCCAACUUCACCACCCGCCUGCCGCCCGGCGAGGUGCUCAAGUUCGAGACGCUCGACGCCAACGACAAGCUGCUCGUCAGCUCCGGCACCAGCCUGUUCCGGCUGCAGUACACCUCGCGCGACCUCGACGGCUCCGUCGUGCCCGCCACCGCGUUCGUCGCGCUCCCGCAGGCCCGCAGCACGCGAGACAACAGCAGCGGGGGGCUCCCGGUGGUGGCGUGGGCGCACGGCACGGUCGGGCUGUUCGCCGGGUGCGCGCCGUCCAACGGGCCGGGCAUGUACGACUACGGCACGUGGCAGCCGCUGGUGCAGCGCGGCUACGCCGUCGUCGCCACCGACUAUGCCGGCCUCGGGAGCAACUACACCACCCACAAGUACCUCUCGCACCGGGCGCACCUCGAGGACGUGUACCACUCGGUGCGCGCCGCCCGCCGCGCCCUCGGAAGCCACGUGCUCGGCGACCGCUGGAUGGCCGCCGGCCACUCGCAGGGCGGCGGCGCCGCGUGGAAGCUCGCCGAGAGCGCGCUCGUCCGCAACGACAGCGCGUACCUCGGCACCGUCGCCCUCGCGCCCGCCACCCACGUCGUCGACAUGUUCCUCGACCACCUCGCCGACAACACCCCCGCUUUGCUCGGCUACUUCACCUACCUCCCCUUUGCCCUCGCCCGCGGCCUGCCCUCCCUCAACGGGAGCGGCCUCGCCGCGCCGCCCAUGCAGCUCCGCCUCCGCCUCGCCGAGCGCGCCCAGGUCUGCAUCGCCGGCAUGUUCGCCAUGGUCAAGGGCCUGAGCAAGAGCGAGAUCAUCGACGAGGAGGGCGUGGCGCGCGGGAGGGGGCAGAUGCGCGCGUGGCAGCGGGAGCACAGCGCGGCGCAGGGGGACAGGUCGCCGGCGCCGGUGCUGGUGGUGCAGGGCGAGGCGGACACGACGGUGCUGAUGGGGACGACGCGCGCGGCGUGGCGACGCGCGUGCGAGGCGGGCAACGAGGUCCACCUGAGGCUGUACGAGGGCCAGGAGCACUCGGCCACGCCCGAGGCGGCGGCGCCGGAGUGGCUCGGCUGGAUCGACGAGAGGUUCUACGGCCGGGUCGGGGCGGGUCGGAACUGCACGGAGCUGGUGCGCGGUCUGUUUGCGGGUAAUGAUACCAAGGCAGCGACAGAGUAG